AGACGGGUAGCGGGCGGCAGCCUGAGCCUGGAGGAAGGAAAGGAACCCGAAAAAGAAAGGAAAAUCGAGGCAGUGUAAUUCCCCCGCCCUUGCCAGGGCUGAGUCACGGAGCCCAUGUGACGGGCAGACUCCAGUCAGCUGCUUCAUCCCCACCCGGGACAGCUUACUGUGGUCAGGCGUCCGGACCAGCGGCCAGGGGCUGUCGGCGGGGGCUGCGCUGAGGGAUGAGGGUCGGUUGCCACCGGGAGCUGCUGUUGCUGCUGCUAGUGGUUGGGAUGCCUGCCUCCCUUGCAGGAUCCCAGCCCCAGCAACAACGCAAGUGGCCUGUGCCUUACAGGCGUUUUGAUUACCGUCCGAAAACAGAUCCCUAUUGUCAAGCUCGUUACACUUUCUGUCCUACUGGCUGUCCCAUUCCAGCAAUGAAGGAUGAGGAUGUCAUUGAAGUCUAUCGAUUACAAGCUCCAGUGUGGGAAUUCAAAUAUGGGGAUCUGCUUGGACAUUUGAAUAUUAUGCAUGAUGCUGUUGGCUUCAAGAGCUCUCUAACUGGCAAAAACUACACAAUGGAAUGGUAUGAACUCUUCCAGCUUGGGAAUUGCACAUUUCCACAUCUCCGGCCUGACAUGGAUGCACCAUUCUGGUGUAAUCAGGGAGCUGCAUGCUUUUAUGAAGGAAUAGAUGAUGUACACUGGAAGGAAAAUGGGACCUUGGUUCUGGUGACCACUAUAUCAGGAACAAUGUUUAACCAAAUGGCAAAAUGGGUACAAUAUGACAACGAAACUGGGAUAUACUAUGAAACCUGGACAGUUCGAGCAAGUCCUGACAAGCAUGCGGUAGUGUGGUUUGAAUCUUAUGAAUGCUCGAAAUUUAUAUUAAGAACAUAUCAGAAGUUGGCCGAUUUAGGGGCUGUAUUUAAUAAGAUACAAACAAAUUAUACCAGCAUUACUUUGUUUACCGGAGAACCCAUUUAUUUGGGGAAUGAAACAUCUAUUUUUGGACCUCUAGGAAACAAGACAGUGGCUGCAGCCAUAAGAGAUUUCUACUAUCCAUUCAAAUCUCAUCAGUCUAUUGAAGAGUUCUUCUUAAAUGUCUUAAAAAUAGUAGAUCAGGUUGUCUUAAACCACCAGUUUUACCUCUUUUACAACUUAGACUACUGGCUUUUACCUAUAAAGUUUCCUUACAUCAAAAUAACUUAUGAAGAGAUCCCUUUACCUAAUGAAGACAAUACAUGGGUUGGUUUGUAAUUAUUUCAUUAGGUGUAGGUUCUGUGGAUAUUCAUUGACUGUUCUGCCCUGCCUUGGGUGAAGAAAGAGUCCCCUUUCUUGCUAGCUGCAUUACAGCCCCAGAAUUCUCAAGGGGUUUGGACCUGUCAUUGGCCACAUGGUUGCAAGUCAUCUGCUUCUUCUUAAAGAGGGGAGUCUACAGGAGCUGGUUACCAGCAGACACAGUGGCUUGCUAGCUUGACUCCAUCAAAAAUGUACCUUCUACCCAUUGGAACACUGUACAUUUCAUAUUUGAUGGAACUGGGACCAGUUGUCCUGGAACAUGAUGAAGUCAGCAGACAUGGAAAUGGGUUGAGAGUUGUUGGUAGAUUACAGCUGUCAUGCUGAUGACUCCUUUGUUAGAAGGUGGUGGCGGUGGUGUUGUUUAUUUUUGUUUUGCUUUUGGACAGCCUGACACCUUACCAGAAUUACUAAACAAAGCACAGAUAAGGCUGGCUCCCCUCAGAUCCAACUUAAGUCUCUUACACAAAUUAAAGAAGGAUUGGAACUGACUAGCCAACACAAAUCAUGCUAGGGCCCAUAGUCAACAUGGUUUCUGUAAAGGGAAAUCGUGUCUUACUAAUCUAUUAGAGUUCUUUGAAGGGAUCAACAAACAUGUGGACAAGGGGGAUCCACUGGACAGAGUGUACUUAGAUUUCCAGAAA
Molecule: messenger RNA, 1924 nt
Organism: Trachemys scripta elegans
Lineage: Eukaryota; Metazoa; Chordata; Testudines; Emydidae
Gene: CLN5
Product: CLN5 intracellular trafficking protein
Exons: 4
Coding region: 225-1241 (338 amino acids)
Biological process (GO): lysosome organization
Cellular component (GO): lysosome; lysosomal membrane
Molecular function (GO): hydrolase activity, acting on glycosyl bonds
Source: RefSeq, a predicted model, not a curated record